Tribolium madens (black flour beetle) is the source of this 1230-nucleotide messenger RNA. RefSeq names its product peptidyl-prolyl cis-trans isomerase E (gene cyp33). Gene Ontology annotation, cellular component: intracellular membrane-bounded organelle. The transcript has 4 exons. Bases 252 to 1160 code for a protein of 302 amino acids. The record is from RefSeq and is a predicted model, not a curated record. Lineage: Eukaryota; Metazoa; Arthropoda; Insecta; Coleoptera; Tenebrionidae. Gene Ontology annotation, molecular function: RNA binding; peptidyl-prolyl cis-trans isomerase activity. Gene Ontology annotation, biological process: protein folding; protein peptidyl-prolyl isomerization.
CUGACAAUUGACAAAAACGGGGAAAAAACAAAUUCCCCAUGUCACACAAUUUUAUAUCGAUUUUUCGCACCAAUUACACAAAUUAUAGCAAACGGAAAAACUCAAACACUAAUUAAAAUGUCACUAAUUUAUAUUUUUUAUACAAAAAUUCGAUAAUGGGCAAACACUUAAAAGUUGCGCAUGCGUCUUGAGAGGUUAAUUGACAUUGUCAAAUGUAAGGUUAUAUCCAUGUUUAUGUCAAACUUUAAAAAAUGAGCACCGGGUCAAAACGUACAAUUUACGUUGGUGGUCUUGCCGAAGAAGUCGAUGAUAAAGUCUUAAACGCGGCUUUUAUUCCCUUUGGGGACAUUGUCGACAUUCAGAUCCCUCUAGACUAUGAGACAGAAAAGCACCGGGGGUUCGCUUUCAUCGAAUUUGAGAGCGCCGAAGACGCUGCUGCUGCUAUUGACAAUAUGAACGACUCUGAGCUUUUUGGGAGAACCAUCAGAGUUAAUUUAGCCAAACCACAAAGAAUUAAGGAGGGCUCAACACGGCCUGUUUGGUCUGAAGACUCCUGGCUGCAGCAACACGCAGGGGAGACUAUUGGCAAGACAAUUAACGAUGCUGAUGAUGAAACUAAAGAGGCCACAGAUAACAAUGCAGACAUAAACGAAAGCAAAAAAGUGAAAAACCCUCAAGUUUACUUUGAUAUUAAGAUCGGCAAGACUGAAGUUGGUAGAAUAACAAUGCUGUUGCGAGCUGACGUUGUUCCCAGGACUGCAGAAAACUUUAGAUGCUUGUGCACCCAUGAAAAGGGCUACGGGUUUCAGGGCUCUACGUUUCACAGAAUUAUUCCAGACUUUAUGUGUCAAGGUGGCGAUUUUACCAACCAUAAUGGAACAGGAGGGAAAUCGAUUUAUGGUCGGAAAUUUGUUGACGAAAAUUUUGAACUGAAACACGUGGGUCCUGGCACAUUAUCAAUGGCGAAUUCAGGACCUAAUACUAAUGGAUCGCAAUUUUUUAUUUGUACAUCAAAAACUGAUUGGUUGGAUGGAAAACACGUGGUUUUUGGGCAUGUUAUAAGUGGGAUGGAUGUUGUGCGAAGAAUGGAAAGAUGUGGGACCAAGAGUGGGACUCCCACGGAAAAAGUUGUGAUUGCAGCGUGUGGAGAAAUACAAUGAAAAUAAAAAAACGUUUAUUUUGUAUUUUACUAAAGAAAAUUAAGAAAAAAUAAAAACAAGAUUCACUAAA